Molecule: messenger RNA, 600 nt
Organism: Trichechus manatus latirostris (Florida manatee)
Lineage: Eukaryota; Metazoa; Chordata; Mammalia; Sirenia; Trichechidae
Product: interleukin-36 alpha
Exons: 5
Coding region: 1-489 (162 amino acids)
Biological process (GO): positive regulation of gene expression; cellular response to lipopolysaccharide; cytokine-mediated signaling pathway
Molecular function (GO): cytokine activity; interleukin-1 receptor binding
Source: RefSeq, a predicted model, not a curated record
AUGGAUAGAGACUUAGCGUCAGUGUUAUCGCAGGAAGAACCUCUCUUGGGGAACAUUCAGGAUAUUAGUCAUCAGGUGUGGUUCCUUCAAGACCAGACCCUCACAGCAGUCCCAAGGAAGAACUGUGUGGUUCCAGUCACUGUUACCUUAAUCCCAUGCAAAUGUCCAGAGACUCUUGAGAAAGACAAAGGAAAUCCCAUUUACCUGGGACUGAAAGAGCCAGAGUUCUGCCUGUUCUGCACGAAGGUCAGGGAGCACCCCAUGCUGCAGCUUGUGGAACGGAACAUAAUGGAUUUGUACUACCAAACUGAGCCUGUGAAGCCCUUCCUCUUCUACCACAGCCAGAGUGGCAGAACCUCCACCUUUGAGUCUGUGGCUUUCCCUGGCUGGUUCAUCGCGGUUUGUUCCAAAGCAGGUUGCCCUGUCAUCAUUACCCAAGAAUUAGGGAAAACCUACACCACUGAUUUUGUUUUAUCUCUACUGCACUAAGAUAUGUUACUCUGUGGUAUUAUACCCUUCCUGUUGUAUCAAGACCAUUUGGAUCCUGAGGGGAAGAAGCAGACAUAGAAGUUCCAUCAAAAAAGAAGACACCAGAAAGAA